AGAAACACUCAGUAUUACAAUUUUUGAGGGAGAGAAAGAGAGAGACAGAGAGAGAUAGAGAUGGCAGCUGCUGUUCAUUGCCUAUCUUCGUGCUUGGCCCUUCCUUCCAAACUCAGCAACCUUUCCCUCAAUGGCCCUUCUACUUCUUCUGCAACUCAUUCCACCUCAACCCACUUCACUUCUCUCAGUUUCUCCGCUAGCCUUUCUCACAAUUUCUUCUCCAGAGGGUAUUUUUCAUUGAGCCCAGUUCAGAGGCCAACUCGUCGUUCUGUAGUCUGUGAGGUUGCCACAACGAAAAAGCCUGAUUCUGCUGAAAAGAGAGCUCGGCAGGCUGAGAAAAGGCGCAUUUACCACAAAUCCCGGAAAUCUGAAAUCAAAACCCGGAUGAAGAAGGUUUUGGAAGCUUUAGAUGUGCUCAAGAAGAAACCAGAUGCUACGCCUGAAGAGGUGCUUUCAAUUGAGAAGCUCAUUGGAGAGGCAUACUCCAUCAUUGACAAAGCAGUGAAAGUGGGAACCUUGCACAGGAAUACUGGAGCACGCAGAAAGUCUCGACUGGCCAGAAGAAAGAAGGCUGUAGAAAUCCACCACGGCUGGUACACCCCAAAUCCUGAAGUUAGUGCUUGAUAAAACCCCUUUGUUGGGUUAUAUAUUCUUUUGUUUCCUAGAACUGUGUUCGUAGGUUGUAAUUGUAUUAUUAUUCCCAUUAACUUUUGUGUUGAAAAUGUGGUUGUGCCAAAUAUAGCCUGUUGACUCUGAGUGAAUCACAAAACUCUUGACAUGGCACCAGAGCAAAAUGCUGGUUAUUGAAGAGAUGCGCUAGAAAAAGAUGGGUUUGGAGAAUGUGGUGUGUGGUAAUUUUCCUAAUGCACGCGUGUAUUAACCAUGUUAUUUAUUAGUAGAGGGCAGCCAUGUUCUACUUCCUUUGUAGGGUUUAAAUGAGACACUCAUGUUGAUUUCUUAUAGUGAGUGAAUGAAGGAGAGAUAUUUGAUGUUGGGUUUUAGGAUAAA
Messenger RNA from Prunus avium (sweet cherry), 1008 nucleotides. It is a transcript of the gene PRPS20, whose product is annotated as chloroplast 30S ribosomal protein S20. The record is from RefSeq and is a predicted model, not a curated record. Gene Ontology annotation, biological process: translation. Lineage: Eukaryota; Viridiplantae; Streptophyta; Magnoliopsida; Rosales; Rosaceae. Gene Ontology annotation, molecular function: small ribosomal subunit rRNA binding; structural constituent of ribosome. Gene Ontology annotation, cellular component: ribosome; small ribosomal subunit.